Molecule: messenger RNA, 99 nt
Organism: Spirodela intermedia
Lineage: Eukaryota; Viridiplantae; Streptophyta; Magnoliopsida; Alismatales; Araceae
Source: the annotation of a GenBank genome assembly
AUGGACCUACUCAGAUGCAAGUCAACUUUUUCGAGCUUUGUCAAGUGCAAAAUAGAAAUGAGUGAGCAAGGUCAAGGGCACCAUUUGUUUGAUAUAUAA